Messenger RNA from Brassica napus (rape), 3658 nucleotides. RefSeq names its product DIS3-like exonuclease 2. NCBI's taxonomy places the organism in Eukaryota, Viridiplantae, Streptophyta, Magnoliopsida, Brassicales, Brassicaceae. Bases 228 to 3302 code for a protein of 1024 amino acids. The transcript has 7 exons. Gene Ontology annotation, cellular component: P-body; exosome (RNase complex). Gene Ontology annotation, molecular function: RNA binding; 3'-5'-RNA exonuclease activity. The record is from RefSeq and is a predicted model, not a curated record.
CAGUCGGCGCAAAUCCGCCGACCAAAAUCAUUAAGGUCGUUUUCUUCCUCUUUGGCUCAACCAAUCACACCUUUCUUCUUCUUGAAUUCAUCUCAUUAUCUUCUUUCGUCGCGAUUUCUAUUUUGAUAUUCAAUUUGUGUUUCUUCCGUUUCGGAAUUGUUUUGAUCUGAUCGGAAGAUAACCUAGGUUUUAGCUUCGUUAGAGAGUUAUAUAUAUACUUUUGAUCCAUGAAGAGUGUUGUUUCGGCGGAACAACAAUCAGCGAAAGCUGGUGAACGAAUCGAAAACGGCGACAAGGAUAAGAAGAAGAAGCGGAGAGGUAGUCGUCGAUCUAAGAACGCCUCAGGCUGCGUUAUAGAAGACAUCCAUGUAGAAUCAUCAGAUGGUGGGAGUAAAGCAAAAGAUUGUACGAGAUCAGACUUGGAUAAUAAUCCUAAUGAGUUAGCGAGAGCGUCUAAUGUUGCUUUCAACUCUAUGCCGUAUUCUUCUGGAAGUCCUUUGGUUCCUUCUGCUGAAGUUAGUAAGCAGUUGUUGUCCAAGUCGUGCCCUGAUCCUAGGGAUUGUGAGCAGUCUUCUAGAAUGGAUGCUGACUUGUUCCAGCAGGUUGAGUGUGUCUCACAGAGAAAUAUUUUCUCCUCACAUUGGUCUCUCGAUGCUGUCAAUGAAGCUUUAGAGAAAGGUGAAGUUUAUAAGGCGCUGUUUCGGGUGAAUGCUCAUAACCGCAGUGAGGCUUACUGUAAGAUUGAUGGAGUCCCUACAGAUAUUCUAAUCAAUGGAAACGCUGGCCAAAAUAGAGCAGUGGAAGGAGAUAUUGUUGCUGUUAAACUGGAUCCGCUCUCACUGUGGCCCAAGAUGAAAGGAUUUGUUACGGAAAAUGUUGCCAAGCCUGAAGAAACGAACAGUCCCCCAGAAAAUGAUGAGCGUGUCAGCCAUUUGGAAAGAGGCGAGAUAGAUGCUCAACAGAACAGAUGUUCAGUUAUAGGACAAGUAGCUGAGAACUGUGUUAGUCGCAACUCUACGCCAUUACUGGAAUCAUGUUCUCUUGGUGACCAGAAAGGAAAUGGCACUGCGGUUGAGAAGCAAUGCGUCAUCCUUAGUUCCUUCCCCAACAAACGACCAACUGGACAAGUAGUUGCUGUUGUUGAAAAAUCACUUGUAAGAGAUUCCAUUGUUGGAUUGCUGGAUGUGAAGCGAUGGAUUCAUUACAAGGAAGCUAAUGCAAGAACGAGCAAGUCUCUUUCUGAUGAUGAUUACAUCCAACUGAUGCCUGCAGACCCUAGGUUUACUAAAUUGAUCGUUCCCUUCCAUGCCUUACCUGGAGGCAUUCGAGCAAGACUUGAGAGUAUGGAUCCAACUCUCGAGGCAGAGCUGGUUGCUGCGCAAAUUGUGGACUGGAGCGAAGGGAGUCAGUUUCCCCUAGCUCAGAUUACACAUAUGUUUGGCCGUGGCAGUGAACUGGAGCCCCAGAUCAAUGCGAUAUUAUAUCAGAACUCGGUUUGCGAUUCUGAGUUUUCUCAUGACUCGCUUGCUAGUCUUCCACGUGCUCCUUGGGAAGUACCAGAAGAAGAGGUUCAACGUAGAAAAGAUCUUAGAGACCUGUGUGUAUUUACCAUCGACCCCUCAACGGCUACAGACCUCGAUGAUGCUCUAUCAGUUCAAAGUUUACCCGGCGGUUUUUUAAGAGUCGGUGUUCACAUUGCUGAUGUCUCCUACUUUGUUUUACCAGACACUGCCCUUGACACAGAAGCUCAGUUUAGGUCGACGAGUGUUUACAUGCUGCGGAGAAAAAUACCAAUGUUGCCUCCAUCAUUGUCGGACAACGUAGGUUCACUUAAUCCAGGAGUUGACAGGCUUGCCUUUUCCAUCUUCUUGGAUUUAAACAGAGAAGGGGUUGUCACAGAUCGCUGGAUUGGUCGUACUGUUAUAAAAUCGUGCUGCAAGCUUUCGUAUGACCAUGCUCAAGACAUUAUAGACGAGAAGCACGACGUUGCAGCAAAUAGCUGGCCUGCUUUGCACGGACCUUUCGAGUGGAGUGAUGUAGUUCGAUCUAUCAAACAGCUUAGUGAGAUUUCAACCAAUUUAAGGCAAAAAAGGUUUAGAAAUGGAGCUUUGCAGCUGGAGAAUUCUAAACCCUCUUUCCUCUUUGAUGAACAUGGAGUUCCGUAUGAUUUUGUGUUGUACCCUACAAAGGCUUCAAACCAUCUCGUUGAGGAGUUUAUGCUUUUAGCAAACAUGACAGCGGCUGAGGUGAUUUCUCGAGCUUACCCUGACAGUGCACUGCUCCGGAGACAUCCAGAACCUAAUCUGCGCAAGCUCAAAGAGUUUGAAGGCUUUUGUGCAAAGCAUGGUAUGGAGUUGGACAGUUCUUCUUCUGGCCGGUUCCAUGAAUCUUUGGAGAAAAUCACUGAAACCCUCAAGGAUGACGCAGUUUUUGUAGACAUUCUCAACAAUUACGCUAUGAAACCGAUGCAAUCUGCGUCUUACUUCUGCACUGGGAACUUGGAGGACUGUGUUGCUGAGUGGGGACACUACGCACUAGCUGUUCCUCUCUAUACUCACUUCACAUCUCCUCUUCGACGCUACCCUGACAUAGUCGUCCACCGUGCCGUAGCGGCUGCUCUUGAAGCUGAGGAGUGCUUCUUAAAGCAGAAGCAAAUAUCAGUGAGAAGCUGCUUCACUGGUGUUCAUUUCGAUAAAGAUGCUGUAGAAUCUAUGGAAGGCAAAGAAGCGUUAUCUGUUGCUGGUUUGAAACAUGGUGUUUCCUCCACUGAAAGGGUCUCUGAGAUCGCUGCUUAUUGCAAUGAGAGGAAACUGGCGUCUCGAAGAGUCAAAGAUGCGUGUGAUAAGCUCUACACUUGGUGUGUUCUAAAGAGAAAAAAGGUGUUUCCAUGCGAAGCUAGAGUAAUGAACUUGGGACCAAUGUUUAUGACUAUUUACAUUAGCAAACUUGGGAUUGAACGGAGAAUAUACUACGACCGAAUCGAAGGCUUGUGUGCAGACUGGCUCGAGGCGACAUCAACCUUAAUCCUCGAUAAACUCGAAUUCAAAAGAGGUGGAAGAGGCUAUCUGAAGCCCUUGAAAGAGGUUGCUUAUUUGGUGAGUCCUAGUGACACAUGCGCUGCUAAAUGCAGUGCAAUGUCUGUUACCGACUCCACCGAGCGGAGAGAAGAAGUUGUCCCUGCGGUUUUUCCUUUGACCGUUCAAGUUUUCUCGACCAUUCCUGUGGCUCUUCACGCUGUUGGUGGAGAUGAUGGUCCGCUCGACAUAGGAGCGAGGCUCUACAUGACUUCAUAUUAUAGAUGAUCUCUGAAAAUGACAGGUAAUAAAAUAGCAGCUGUUAUAUAUCUUUUCACAUGACAGUUGCUGAAAAAAAAAAUCAUGAAUACAGUUUAGUAGUUGGAUGAUAUUUAGAUACAUAGAGACCAACGUGGGGGACUUGCCGUUGUUGUUUUUGGUUCGGUUGGGUUCCUCAUCGGUUCGAAGUUGUGUUUUAAAAAUGUGUUUUGUUUUUCAUGGAUCUCGCUUUGCCCAAUAUGUUUUAGUUUUGGGUUGGGCGAAAUCAUCACAAACUGUUCACAUGUAUUGUUCCAUUGAGAAAGGAACAAGUCUCUGCUACUGAACGUGCAACAUACAAUCUUAAUUGUACAUGUUUCAAUUUA